Messenger RNA from Serpula lacrymans var. lacrymans S7.9, 1278 nucleotides. RefSeq lists its product as uncharacterized. The transcript has 7 exons. The record is from RefSeq and is a predicted model, not a curated record. Bases 1 to 1278 code for a protein of 425 amino acids. Lineage: Eukaryota; Fungi; Basidiomycota; Agaricomycetes; Boletales; Serpulaceae.
AUGCAAAAUUCAUUGGGACUGCAGUUUGGUGCUCGUGAACUUAACAGUCCAAAUGAUCUGGUCAGCCAGAUGAUGGAAUUACAGCAAGCAAACAGCAAACUGCACCUGCAAAAUGAAAUAUUGCGGGCAAAGAACGAUACACUACAAGGCGCAUAUGAUGCACUUGUUCAAAAAGUGCCACAGCUCUUAACAGAUUUCAGACAGCCUAUAUCAAUCAAGAAGGGUCCUGAUGGCGCUAUUGAAGUGCCAACACUUCCAAUUGUUGUCUUGGACGUUGCUUUGAAAAGAGAGGACUACCCUAAUGUCCGAUUCUGGCGGAAGCAAGAGUACCAGCAACAUUGUAAAGAAUACCAAGAGGCACAGUUAAACCCAGAGCAAAUAUCUGGGAUUGGUGAGAAGGCCCUUAAUAGGUUGUUUUAUGUAGAGUACGAGGAUAGGACUACCAUUGAUACAGAGGAAGGGGGGAGGAACAUACGCAAGCUCGCUCGCUCAAUUUGGUUUGAAUUGGCUGACUUAGGGAUGGCACCAAAAACGUGGAUGUCUACAAGCCGCGCAGUCCUUGACUAUUACAGGAGCAAGAUGUAUAAGAAAUUCCCUCAACUUUGCUUCUGUGAAAGUGACUGGAAAGCCGAUCAACUUGCAAUCGACAACUACCCCUCCUGGUAUGCAAACCAUUUCACUAGAGCAGAGAAAAAAGCUGUCAAGAAUGAGGCCAUUGAUGAUUCAAAGAAAAAUCUACAUGCCAACAAAGACAGCAGCAAACGAUUGCCAGAGAGCAUGUUAGUCAGCCCCUCUCAUCCAGUGAAGAAACAAAGGUCCAGCAAGCAGUCAAUUCCAUCUGGCAAUACACCAACAUUGGAUGUUUCGAAGAGCGAAUGCACAGAGAAGUGGACCCCAGUCCAGACUCAGCCAGAAGCCUCGAUAUCACCACCACCACCCCCUCAAGUCCUUCCGCUGACACCAACUAUUAAUGGUGUCUUAGAACCAUCCAAAACUUGCGUGGUUUUGGACAGGACAGAUCAGCAAUCUGUUGAUGUUAUGAGGGAGGACCAGGAUGCGGGGAAAGCCAAGGUGCCCAAAAAGAACAAGUUGUGUCCUAGAAAUACAAAUACAGCGAGGAACCUUUGUGCACUUGACUGGCUCAAAAUGAAUAAAAAUGGGACGGCAGAGGAGUACAAAACAUACUACAACAACCUGGACCAGGAAACUAAAAAGAUGUACCAAGAACGUGCAGAAGCAGCUCAGACACAGAAACAGGCGGCUGGGACAUCUGCUUGA